UACCACCGCCUCUAAAGAACGGGACUAGGGAGGGAGUUGAAAAAUCACUAUCUGACAUUUACCAGCAUUUAGAACACAAUUUCUCCUGGGGAAAGGGAUUUAAUUUCGAUAUUGCACCUUUGAAAGCGGGAAAUCUUCGCAGGAAGAGGAACUAAGAGCCGGGCAAAGAACCCUACAGCGCCAUAACCGACUGGGAGGACAUCUCCCAUUAAGACCAGUUUCUAUCAGGUGUAACGGCGGUGGAAACGGAGAGCGGCAGUCAUGGUGGCCCUGUCACUGAAGAUUGGCGUGGGGAACGUGGUGAAGACCAUGCAGUUUGAGCCCUCCACCAUGGUGUACGACGCCUGUCGAAUGAUCAGGGAAAGAGUCCCCGAGGCACAGCUAGGCCAGCCCAAUGACUAUGGUCUGUUCCUGUCUGACGAGGACCCCAAGAAAGGCAUCUGGCUGGAGGCAGGCAAGGCCCUGGACUACUACAUGCUGAGGAAUGGGGACACUCUGGAGUACAAGAAGAAGCAGAGGCCCUUGAAGAUCCGCAUGCUGGACGGGACGGUGAAAACCGUCAUGGUGGACGACUCCAAGAUCGUCAGCGACAUGCUUAUGACCAUCUGUGCCAGGAUAGGUAUCACAAACUAUGACGAGUACUCGUUGGUGCACGACGUGGUUGAGGAGAAGAAGGAGGAGAUGACGGGGACUCUGACAAGACGGGACAAGACUCUGAUGAGAGACGACAAGAAGAUGGAGAAACUUAAGCAGAAACUCCACACAGACGACGAGUUGAACUGGCUGGACCAUGGGCGGACGCUGAGGGAGCAGGGUGUGGAGGAGACCGAGAUGCUGCUCCUCAGGAGGAAGUUCUUCUACUCAGACCAGAACGUGGACUCACGAGACCCGGUCCAGCUCAACCUGCUCUACGUCCAGGCCCGUGAUGACAUUUUGAACGGCUCCCAUCCCGUCUCCUUCGAGAAGGCCUGCGACUUUGCCGGAUACCAGUGUCAGAUCCAGUUUGGUGACCACAACGAGACCAAGCACAAACCAGGCUUCCUAGAUUUGAAAGAGUUCCUCCCUAAAGAGUACAUCAAGAACAAAGGGGAGAAAAGAAUCUUCCAGGCACACAAAAACUACCAAAACAUGACUGAAAUUGAGGCCAAAGUCAGCUACGUCAAACUGGCUAGGUCUCUGAAAACCUACGGAGUGUCAUUCUUCCUAGUAAAGGAGAAAAUGAAGGGUAAGAACAAGCUGGUCCCUCGUCUGCUGGGAAUCACCAAGGAGUGCGUCAUGCGGGUAGACGAGAAGACCAAGGAGGUGAUCCAGGAGUGGAACCUCACCAACAUCAAACGCUGGGCUGCCUCGCCCAAGAGCUUCACCCUGGACUUUGGCGAUUAUCAAGACGGUUACUACUCUGUCCAGACGACUGAGGGAGAGCAGAUUGCCCAACUGAUCGCUGGUUACAUUGACAUCAUUCUGAAAAAGAAAAAGAGCAAAGACCACUUUGGCUUAGAGGGAGAUGAGGAGUCCACCAUGUUGGAGGAUUCUGUGUCACCCAAAAAGUCUACGGUCCUGCAGCAGCAGUUCAACAAGGUGGGGAAGGUGGAGACUGGCUCUGUGGCCCUGCCGGCCAUCAUGCGUUCAGGGGCCGGGGGCCCCGAGAGCUUCCAGAUGGGCUCCAUGCCCCAGGCCAAGCAGCACAUCACCAGCGGACAGAUGCACAGGGGCCACAUGCCCCCGCUGACAUCCGCCCAGCAGGCCCUGACUGGCACCAUCAACUCCAGCAUGCAGGCGUUGCAGGCUGCCCAGGCCUCGCUGGAGGAGUUUGACACCCUGCCUCCCCUCGGGACAGACGCGGCCUCCCAAGCCUGGCGUAAGAACAAGAUGGACGAGUCCAAACACGAGAUCCACUCCCAGGUUGACGCCAUCACAGCCGGGACGGCCUCUAUGGUCAAUCUCACCGCAGGCGACCCAGCAGAGACAGACUACACGGCGGUGGGCUGUGCCGUGACCACCAUCUCCUCCAACCUAACGGAGAUGUCCAAGGGGGUCAAGCUGCUCGCCGCCCUCAUGGAGGAUGAGGGAGGCAACGGAAACCAGUUGUUGGGGGCUGCCAAGAACCUGGCGUGUGCCGUGUCCGACAUGCUAAAGACCGCCCAGCCAGCCAACACUGAGCCCCGUCAGAACCUUCUGCAGGCUGCAGGCAACGUGGGCCAGGCCAGUGGCGAGCUGCUGUCUCACAUCGGAGAGACGGACGCCGACCCCCGCUUUCAGGACAUGCUUAUGCAGCUGGCUAAAGCCGUGGCUAACGCCGCCGCCGCGCUGGUGCUCAAAGCAAAGAACGUGGCCCAGAAGACGGAGGACUCUGCACUCCAGAACCGCGUCAUCGCCGCAGCGACCCAAUGUGCCCUAUCCACCUCCCAACUGGUGGCCUGCACCCGGGUGGUCGCUCCCACCAUCAGCUCUCCGGUGUGCCAGGAGCAGCUGAUUGAGGCAGGCAAGCUGGUUGCCAAGUCGGUGGACGGCUGCGUGGAUGCGUCUCAGGGCGCCACCAGCGACGAGGGGCUCCUCAAGCAGGUGGGCGCCGCCGCCACAGGCGUCACCCACGCCCUCAACGAGCUCCUGCAGCACAUCAAGCAGUACGCCCACGGAGGCCAGCCCAUAGGGCGCCACGGAGAGGCCACCGACCGCAUCCUGGACGUCACCGAGAACAUCUUCAGCUCCAUGGGAGACGCCGGUGAGAUGGUGCGUCAGGCCCGCAUCCUUGCCCAGGCCACCUCGGACCUGGUCAACGCCAUCAAGAUGGACGCAGAGGGCGAGUCGGACCUGGAGAAUUCCCGCAAGCUGCUGUCAGCCGCCAAGCUCCUGGCAGACGCCACGGCCAAAAUGGUGGAGGCUGCCAAGGGCGCAGCCGCCAACCCGGACAGUGAGGAGCAGCAGCAGAGACUGAGGGAGGCAGCAGAGGGUCUACGCAUGGCCACCAACGCGGCUGCCCAGAAUGCCAUCAAGAAGAGGCUGGUCAACAAGCUGGAGAACGCAGCUAAGCAGGCCGCCGCGGCCGCCACUCAGACUAUAGCCGCCGCCCAGCACGCCGCCUCGUCCAAUAAGAACCCAGCAGCCCAGCAGCAGCUCGUCCAGAGCUGCAAGGUGGUGGCAGACCAGAUCCCUCAGCUGGUCCAGGGGGUGCGUGGCAGCCAGUCCCAGCCCGACAGCCCCAGUGCCCAGCUCACCCUCAUCGGGGCCGGCCAGAACUUCCUCCUGCCUGGUGCCAAGAUGGUGACGGCUGCCAAGGCCACAGUACCUACCAUUGGCGACCAGGCUUCUGCCAUGCAACUCAGCCAGUGUGCCAAGAACCUGGCCACUGCCCUUGCCGAGCUCCGCACGGCCGCACAGAAGGCACAGGAAGCAUGUGGUCCUCUGGAGAUCGACAAUGCUCUGACGGUGGUCCGAGGCCUGGAGAAAGACAUGGUGGAGGCCAAGGCCUCAGCUGGCGAUGGCAAACUCAAACCCCUGCCCGGAGAGACGGCUCUGCAUGAGGAGCUGGCAGCGUCGGUCCAGGAGAUCAGCAAUCUGAUAGAGCCGGUGGCCAUCGCAGCCCGCUCUGAGGCUUCCCAUCAUGGGACACAAGGGUCUCAGAUGGUGAGCUACUUCGGAGCCCCUCAUAAUGGCAAGCCAGCGGAACGGCCACUCAGUUGUAGAGCAUGGCGCGUUCACGCAGGAUACGUGGGUUUCAUUCUCCUGGACCACACCGCGGCCGCCACCCAGGAGGCUUUUUCCUUGGGGGGGGGAGGGGGGGGGGGGUGGGGAGUCCGUCCAGAUGAUGAAGGAGGCGUAGACGCUGGGCGCCACCCUGUCGGAGACGCAGCGCUGCGGGCGCCCUUGCGGCAUGGGUGUCUCAUGUGCUGGGGGCCUUCAGGCUGGUACGUGGCACCCAAAUCUGCAUCACAGCGGCCAUACUGUGUCGGGCAUCAUCGCCGACCUGUGGACACCACCAUCAUGUUCGCCACCGCCGGCACGCUCAACCGUGAGAACUCUGAAACCUUCGCCGACCACAGACAGCCAAGGCGCUGGUGGAGGACACAAGCUGCUGGUCUCUGGUGCCGGGGCCAGCCAGGAGAGACUGGCCCAGGCUGCCAGUCCUCCGUCAUCACCAUCACCAACUGGCCGGACGUGGUAAAACUGGGCGCCGCCAGCCUGGGCGCCGAGGACCCCGAGACACAGGUGGUCCUGAUCAACGCUGUCAAAGACGUUGCCAAGGCUCUGAGUGACCUCAUCAGCGCUACCAAGGCGCUGCAGGCAAGAUCACGACGACCCUGCCAUGCUGCAGCUGAAGAACUCUGCAAGGUGAUGGUGACCAACGUGACGUCACUCCUGAAGACAGUGAAGGCAGUGGAGGAUGAGGCCACCAAGGGCACACGGGGACUGGAGGCCACCAUUGAACACAUCAAACAGGAACUGGCUGUGUUCAGCAAUGGUGAUCCUCCCCCCAAGACGUCCACUCCAGAGGAUUUCAUCCGCAUGACCAAAGGCAUCACCCAGGCAACAGCCAAAGCAGUGGCUGCUGGGAACUCGUGUCGCCAGGAGGACGUAAUCGCUACGGCCAACCUGAGCAGGAGGGCCAUCGCCGACAUGCUGCACUCGUGCAAGCAAGCCGCCUACCACCCAGAGGUCAGCAAAGAAGUUCAGAGCCGGGCCCUGCGCUAUGGCAACGAGUGUGCCGUGGGCUACCUGGGUCUGCUGGAGCAUGUGCUAGUGAUCAUCCAGAAGCCCAGCCACGAGCUCAAGCAGCAGUUGGCUAACUACUCCAAGCGCGUGGCAGGCUCCGUCACCGAGCUCAUCCAGGCCGCCGAGGCCAUGAAGGGAACGGAAUGGGUGGACCCCGAGGACCCCACGGUCAUCGCUGAGAACGAGCUUCUGGGAGCUGCUGCCGCCAUUGAAGCUGCCGCCAGGAAACUGGAGCUGCUGAGGCCCCGCACCAAACCCAAGGAAGCGGACGAGAGCCUGAACUUCGAGGAGCAGAUCCUGGAGGCGGCCAAAUCGAUCGCAGCCGCCACCAGCGCUCUGGUCAAAGCUGCCUCAGCCGCCCAGAGGGAACUGGUGGCCCAAGGGAAGGUUGGCGCCUGCCCAGCCAAUGCAGUGGAUGAUGGACAGUGGUCUCAAGGUCUCAUUUCAGCCGCCCGAAUGGUUGCUGCAGCGACCAGCAACCUGUGCGAGGCAGCCAACUCGGCGGUGCAGGGCCACGCCAGCGAGGAGAAGCUGGUCAGCUCAGCCAAGCAGGUGUCUGCCUCCACUGCCCAGCUCCUGGUGGCCUGCAAGGUCAAGGCUGACCAGGACUCCCAGACCAUGAAGAGGCUACAGGCUGCCGGAAAUGCUGUUAAGAGGGCCUCCGAUAGCCUGGUGAAGGCGGCACAGAAAGCAGCCUUUGACGCCCAAGACGAGCAGGCCGUGGUUGUUAAGAGCAAGAUGGUGGGCGGCAUUGCUCAGAUCAUUGCUGCCCAGGAGGAGAUGCUGAGGAAGGAGAGGGAGUUGGACGAGGCCAGAAAGAAGCUGGCCACCAUCCGACAGCAGCAGUACAAGUUCCUGCCCUCCGAGCUCAGGGAGGACGGGCAGGAGCAGUGAUGAAACGUGCACACACACACACACAUAAAUAUAUACAGCGAAGACAAAUCCGAUGUUCAGGGCCUACACGCCCAGGCUAUAUUAGAGAAAAGAGGAAAACGAAGAGGUAUUAUGCUUGAAGAGGAGCAAUAUUAGGGUGUGAUAAUUAAAAAGAAAGGAAAGGGGUAAAAAGUGAAAGCAUUAGGGUGUUUAUUUUAAGUGAAUUUUUUUCUUCGAUUAUUUGUCACGUUCAAGAGCGUUACAGUGCCACUGGUUUUGUUUUUGGAUAAUGCUAAAAAAAAUAUAUAUAUGUAUCCAAGUCUUUGAGGUAGUCCUUGAUAGUUUGUGAUUUAAUUGAGCGUUUAGGUCCUAGAUUGCAUGUGUUCACUGCCGCUUCACCGUUUUUAUUAAAUUCACACCCUCCUGCCAAUAACCGAUAUUUGCCUUUAACGCUAGCAUGCUAUUAUUUUAGUGAGCACAAUAACUAUCUGUUUGGCGGUGUCUGUUUUUUUUGUUUUUUGGAUUAGAAAAAUGCAGUCACCAAAAGGUGGUCUUACAGCGCGGGUAAGUGUUGAGAUCUUACUUGACUGACCAAUGAUUUUAACUGGCCAGGGUGAACGGUAAGAGACGGUCGCCGUACAACACAGAGCUCAGCUAGGUGUUUACCAUAAACAACUGUGGCUUUGGUCAGAUCCCAAAGAAGACAUUGUUUAACAAGAAUGUGUGUUGUCAGGUAGGCUCCUCCUUUUUAUUUGAACCAAUGACAUUUAACUGUAUUUUGUUGCAAUUUGGACCAGAAGUGCAAUGAUUUACUUUGCGAUUAAACAAUUCAUAGAGAGAAAACAUAUCUUUUUUUUUUUUUUUAAGAUAAAUAAUGCUAUGAAAUGUGUUACAAAUGGUAUCUUCUAUUACAUUUAUAUGUUAAUAAAGUAUAUGUGAGUAUUUGUUUGUGUCAUCAUAUGAACUUUUGGACCUGAUAUUAUCUGUGUUUGAAGCUCAUAAAGCCAUACUUUGCUUUCUUCAGGACAUUGUUUAGAAUCAUGAAUGACUGUUCCUUCGGGUGCUAUUGAGUGGUUAAAAUCUUUAUCAAAUGUAGACUGUGUAAUAUGCAUCUAAUAGCCAACUGUAACCAGUAGAUCUUUAGACACAAAUUUAGAUAUGUAUUUUGGGGUAAUUUCUCUUGUCACACAGUACAAUCCUAUGAUGGCCAUUGUAUGCAAAGGAUAAUGUGUCCAAUGUUGUUGUUAUUAACCGUCAGGUACCCUGAAUUGCCAGCCUAUUUCACAUUGUCAGAGGCCUCAUUGUAACCUAACCUUCUUUCAACAUAUCAAUGAAUCAAAAAGUGCCUGCUAUAUGUAUUUUACAACUAAUUGUAUUUAACUGUUAAUGUUUUCCCAUCUUCAAGUGCACUUAUCCAUUUGUUUAACUUAACACAUCAUAUAAAUCCACUCUUUUACAAACAUUUGUUCUCUCUUUUCUCUUAAUCGAAAUAGUUGGAUAGAAAACAACUGUUAAGUUGCCUAUGUGUUGAUUACAAACAUAGGGAAAGCCUAACUUGAGUGUUUUUUUCUUUUCAUUUUCUAAUUGUUUUGUUGACCUUUCUGAUUUUGAUACUAUAUACAUGUAUUAACAGUGCUAUAGUAUUGUAAAAGAGAUUUAUGGUCAAUAAAGCUGGUUUUCUCUGAGAAGUUA
Messenger RNA from Salvelinus namaycush (lake trout), 7275 nucleotides. Its product is annotated as talin-1-like. The transcript is spliced from 43 exons. Gene Ontology annotation, cellular component: cytoskeleton; ruffle; focal adhesion. The coding region runs from base 262 to 5604 and encodes 1780 amino acids. Gene Ontology annotation, molecular function: integrin binding; actin binding; structural constituent of cytoskeleton. The record is from RefSeq and is a predicted model, not a curated record. Gene Ontology annotation, biological process: platelet aggregation. NCBI's taxonomy places the organism in Eukaryota, Metazoa, Chordata, Actinopteri, Salmoniformes, Salmonidae.